UGCGUGGAGACGCGCACCUGGCAACCAGUGGCCCCACUCCGCCGCGUCCCCGCCUUCUCCGCUCGGGCCGGGCGUCCGGAGCCUGCCCCGCAAGCACCGGAGCCGGUCCUUGGCCCCCGGGGCCCGCCCCACGUCCCUCUCCCCUCUGCCGACGCCGCGCUCGCUAGAGGCGGCCUCGAGCGCUCGCUCGUUGAUGCCGUUUUGGGGGUGAUCCGCCGUGGCGGCGGCGCCUCCAAGGUGGGGGCGUGUUAGUGGUCGCGGCUCUGCUUGACGUUGAGUGCGCUGCUGCGGGGUGAAGAGGGGCCCGCCAGUGAGACCUCGCGCGCAGUUCGGGUUUGGGGCGCUGGAGGCCGCCACGGCCGCGCUGGAGCGGGAGAUGUUGGAGCUGAGGCACCGGGGAGGCUGCCCCGGCCCCGGGGGAGCAGUGGCGCCGCCACCCCGCGAGGGAGUGGCGGCCGGCGGCGACCACGAAAACGAGAGCACCAGUGACAAAGAAACAGAUAUUGAGGACAGAUAUGGAGAUUUGGAUUCCAGAACAGAUUCUGAUAUUCCGGAAAUUCCACCAUCCUCAGAUAGAACCCCUGAGAUCCUCAAGAAAGCUCUAUCUGGUUUGUCUUCAAGGUGGAAAAACUGGUGGAUUCGUGGCAUUCUUACUCUAACUAUGAUUUCAUUGUUUUUCCUGAUCAUCUAUAUGGGAUCUUUUAUGCUGAUGCUUCUUGUUCUGGGCAUCCAAGUGAAAUGCUUCCAUGAAAUUAUCACUAUCGGUUACAGAGUCUAUCAUUCUUAUGACCUACCGUGGUUUAGAACACUAAGCUGGUACUUUCUACUCUGUGUAAACUACUUUUUCUAUGGAGAGACUGUAGCUGAUUAUUUUGCUACAUUUGUUCAAAGAGAAGAGCAACUUCAGUUCCUCAUUCGCUACCAUAGAUUUAUAUCAUUUGCCCUCUAUCUGGCAGGUUUCUGCAUGUUUGUGCUGAGCUUGGUGAAGAAACAUUAUCGACUACAGUUUUAUAUGUUCGCAUGGACUCAUGUCACUUUACUGAUAACAGUUACUCAGUCACAUCUUGUCAUCCAAAAUCUGUUUGAAGGCAUGAUAUGGUUCCUUGUCCCAAUAUCAAGUGUUAUCUGCAACGACAUAACUGCUUAUCUUUUUGGAUUUUUUUUUGGGAGAACUCCAUUAAUUAAGUUGUCUCCUAAAAAGACUUGGGAAGGAUUUAUUGGUGGUUUCUUUUCCACAGUCGUGUUUGGAUUCAUUGCUGCCUAUGUGUUAUCCAAAUACCAGUACUUUGUCUGUCCAGUGGAAUACCGAAGUGAUGUAAACUCCUUCGUUACAGAAUGUGAACCUUCAGAACUCUUUCAGCUUCAUAGUUAUUCCCUUCCUCCCUUCCUGGAGUCAGUGUUGAGACAGGAAACAGUGAACUUGUAUCCUUUCCAGAUCCAUAGCAUUGCUUUUUCAACAUUUGCCUCUUUGAUUGGUCCAUUUGGAGGCUUCUUUGCCAGCGGAUUCAAAAGAGCUUUCAAAAUCAAGGACUUUGCAAAUACCAUCCCUGGCCAUGGCGGAAUAAUGGACAGAUUUGAUUGUCAGUAUUUGAUGGCAACGUUUGUGCAUGUCUAUAUCACAAGUUUUAUAAGGGGUCCAAAUCCCAGCAAAGUGCUACAGCAGUUGUUGGUGCUUCAACCAGAACAACAGUUAAAUAUAUAUAAAACUCUGAAGUCUCAUCUCAUUGAAAAAGGAAUCCUGCAGCCCACCUUGAAAGUAUAACUGGAUCCAGAGAGGGAAAGGUUGAAUUUGACAAUAAGGAGUUCUACAGAAAAGCUCUGCCAGAUGAAAUUUUGUAAAUGUACAGAAAAAUGGUUGAAAAUGCAAUAGAUUGAAGUCUUACAGACGUGAAUGUUUCUUCUCUGAAAUUACUGUGAAUAUUGAACAAACACUUGAUCUAAGUUAUGAAAUAAGUUGCAAACCAUCAUAAAAAUAUCCUGUACUUUUUCUAAAGUGUAUUUUCUGAUGUGAACUUCCUUUCCCUUACUUGCCAUUUUCAUAAUUCAAAAGACUUGUUUUAAAGAGUCAAAUACUAUAAAAUGAGUAAAUUGAGGAUGUCUUAAGAGUGCACCUGGCAGUGUGCCCUUUGCACAAAUAUUUGCUUUUGCACUUGGAGCUGCUCUCAACUUCAGCCGAAUGUUUUAUGUAAGGCACAACAGGAAGCUAGUUCUCCUCUUUUAGUUUGAAGUAUUUUCUGAAGGCCUGACUUGUAUCCAAAAAAAAAAAGAUUGUCCACUUUUCAAAGUAAGUAAUCAUUUGCCAGGGGAAAACAUUCCACUUUCAGGCAGAUUUGAAAUUCAUGAGAGGUAGACUGAAAUUUCUAACUUUAUUGGCCAAUAUCAAAUUCUACUUCUGAUAAAGUUGUUUGUAAAACUUAACAUCGCAAAAACUUUUCAAGAGAAACAAAGGAAAAUUCUGCUGUGAAGAACAUAACAUGUGCACCCUCCACAGAUGACAAUAGCUCAAGAGACAGCGUAAGACAGUGACUUGGCACAGGCCACCUUUUGGUCAAGUUCUCCACUUUUCCUUGUUUCCUUGUGAACUGGUUUCUAUAAGUUUUGUAGCCACAAGCACAAAAGAUCAGUGUAUAGGGGAGUGAGCAGGGGUGGUGGCUGAGGCAGAGGUGGGGGGCUUGGUUGACCACCUAACCCAUCCCUGGAUAAAGUUCUGCAUGUCAGUGUCCUGGGUGCCUCCCUGCGGUCUGCUGCGUGGCCGAUCGGACGCUCACCUGGCAAGAAGGAAGAUCUGCCGGAGACCCAGCCUCAGACUCACUCCUUGGGAGCAUCUAAUCUCUGACCCUUUCCUCUUUCACAUCAUGUCAUAAAACCUGAGGACAUCAGCUGAUGAUAUUUCUCUUCCAAGAAUGAAAAUCAAGCAGAAAGUGAUGCCCACCAAGAACAAAAAGCACACAAAUGCCAAACCUUUUGCUGAUGGACUGGACACUGUAACCAGAUGAGGACAAGUUUCUUAGCAGGGAAUGUAAAUAAGCUAAUGUUGCUGUGUGCUCUUUAUAACCAUACUUCAUUGUAUCAAAGAGUCAGCAAUAAACCUUUGAAAAUUGCCUGUUGUUCCUUAGCUACAUGUUCAGAGAGGAGAAAUAGAUAUAUUUUAAAGAAUGUUUUACUAAUGAAAAGAGUAAAUAUUUUUUUGUUUAAAUCAGAAACACAUUUCAAUUAUUUUAUAUUUCUGUUCUACUACUACACCUACAAUCAAAGAUUGUAGCUAUGCCUGGCUUCUACUAUAGAUAUUCCUGGGAUGUAACUAUAACUAGCAGCUUCAUCAUGUGCACUACAUGAUUAUAGGGGAUAGGAGAUAGAGUGAAAUUCAGUAUCAAGAGAGCAUUUCCUUGGUUUGGCGUGCAUUCAGUCGAUGCCUCACAACUGGAUGUAUUCGGUCAACAUUAUUUCACACUGUUCCAUGAAAACCUAGAAUUGGCAUCAGAAAUGUUAUUACAAGAGAAAAUGUGCACUUUUAAAAUCAGGCUACCUAUAGGCUAAUUUUCAGCAUCUCAUUAUUUGCCUCAUAAAAGCUCCACAUGUCAAUCAUAAAAGAACUUAGCAUACCAAAGUUUAAAAAUAAAAUGAAAAUUUUGUAAUAAUAACUUGCGUUGAAAACUUGAUGAUUUGCACAAUAACAAUUCCUUGGAGAUACGCAGUUCCCUUGCAUUUUCUUUAAUUGCUGAGACAGUGCAGUGCAGAAUUAUCGAGCAUCAGAGAGCAUCCCUGAAUACAUGUCCUGUAAAGUCAAUAUUAUAAUAAAAUAAUUAAGCUAGAAAUAUUUGGGGUCACAGUAACGGCCUUCCUCAAAUAUACUUUUAGAGUUGGGUGUACAUUAUUUAUGUAAAAAAAGUAAAUUCUUUUAACAGAUCUCUCAACUAACUUUCUAGUGAACUUUUUUAACAUGUAUAUUAAAAUAGAAGCUAUUUUAUCAAAAGAUAUCCGUAAAACCCUUAGAUCCUUUUUAUAUUUGCACUAUGAAGAGGGCUUGAAUUCUAGUAUAGCAAUGUGGUGAUAGAAAAAUGAGAGACUAGGAACUUCCUUCAUAGUGAUGGCUAGUUGUUCCAAAUUUGCUAUUUUUGAAGGGACUCUAAUGGUACUAAUUGCUUUUAAAUCUGUGGAUACAAAUGUUUCCUCAGUGUUUUCCCCUUUGUGGUGGUGCAUAUAUGUUCACUGUCUGAAAAUAAAAAGACCACACCCACCCAUCUUUUUUUUUUUUCAUUUACAGUAUCUCUUCAUUUGUACUGUGUUUUGAACAAAGAUAGUAUCACCUUGUUCAAAGAAAAAGAAAAAGUAGAAACAAUGUACAUAUAUUGUGUAUGGGCAGGGGAUCCCUUAUUUGUGUCACCUGGUUCUUGAAUCUUUUACUUAAACA
This is a messenger RNA of Pteronotus mesoamericanus, 4411 nucleotides long. RefSeq names its product CDP-diacylglycerol synthase 1 (gene CDS1). NCBI's taxonomy places the organism in Eukaryota, Metazoa, Chordata, Mammalia, Chiroptera, Mormoopidae. The transcript has 13 exons. Gene Ontology annotation, cellular component: endoplasmic reticulum membrane. The coding region runs from base 377 to 1762 and encodes 461 amino acids. The record is from RefSeq and is a predicted model, not a curated record. Gene Ontology annotation, molecular function: phosphatidate cytidylyltransferase activity.